GCUUGUCAGUCGAAGGUGCAAGAUGAAGUUGCUUUGCUUUUGUUUGCUUCUUCUCCUGCUUCAGCCAAGAUCGUUGGCCAAACGUUACUUGAAUAUAGAAGAGGCUGAAGGUCGGCUUGAAGGUCGCAUUGCAGGCGGUCAAAAUGCGGAGAUUGGUUUUGCCAAAUAUCAAGUCUCCCUUCAACCCGUAUUGGGAUAUCACAAUUGUGGAGGAGCCAUCCUAAAUGAACAAUGGAUUAUUACGGCCGGACAUUGUGUCAUCCAAUUUCCGCCCGAGUUUAUUGUCGUGGUCACAGGCACCAAUCGCUAUAUGGAACCGGAUGGCGUCUAUUAUACCUUGGAGAAGCAUAUCCAUUGUCUGUACGAUAAACCUUAUAUGCACAAUGAUAUUGCACUCUUAAAACUCACUGAGAAAAUUACUUUUAAUGAGCUGACACAACCGAUUCCCCUGCCUGUAGCUCCGUUGCGGGAGGGGGAUAAAAUUGUGCUCACCGGCUGGGGAGCUGAAUUGCCCAAUGGAGAUGCCAACGAUAAUCUGCAGAAGCUCGACUUGGACUUUGUUAAACUGAACGAUUGCAUCGAUAUAUUCAAUCAGACCAGCAGUCUGGGCAUCGGACAUAUUUGCACCUUCUCCAAGGAGGGCGAGGGCGCCUGUCAUGGCGAUUCGGGGGGUCCCCUGGCGAGCAAUGGCCGCCUUGUUGGCCUGGUCAAUUGGGGCAGGCCGUGUGCCAAAGGAUUCCCAGAUGUGCAGGCCAAUGUGUAUUAUUACCUCGACUGGAUUAGAAGUGUCAUGAGCGGCAAUUCCAAGUGCAGCACAUGACUCUAACUACUUAUAAAAUUUUAAUAAUAACAAUAAAGAAAUGUUAUUCUUACCA
Messenger RNA from Drosophila innubila, 875 nucleotides. RefSeq names its product chymotrypsin-2. Lineage: Eukaryota; Metazoa; Arthropoda; Insecta; Diptera; Drosophilidae. Gene Ontology annotation, biological process: proteolysis. The coding region runs from base 23 to 820 and encodes 265 amino acids. Gene Ontology annotation, molecular function: serine-type endopeptidase activity. The transcript has a single exon. The record is from RefSeq and is a predicted model, not a curated record.